GACACUUGUGGUGGUGGUGGUGUGCACAAGAACAAGAACAACAACAACCAUCCCCAAAUCUAUGGCUAGCUCGAAUAUUGGGAUCAGCAACCACAUUUUACCAAACUCUGGGUGACAUCGUCAUGUGUAUAAUUAUGUUACUAGUUAAACUCAAUUGUGGACUGAUAACGAGUGAGGAUGAUGAAGAUUCCUGUGAGAGGCAACUAUCUAUCACAUGUGUGAACUAUAUAACUCUUUUACGUCGAUUACGAUUGUGGGACUUGGCUACAUCAUUCACCAAUGCAUGUGCGGCAUAUGAGGACAUCGCCGGAGUCAGCCACGCGGGUACAGGUGUGAAAACACGUUGUACAUCAUGCGGCAAGGAAUGUGUCAUAGGCUCUGAUAAAGCACUGUGCAGCCACUGUCAUAAGAAUAACAGAACAUGUGUCGUAUGUGGCGAGAAUGUGAAAGGGUUGUGGCUGGCGUGUCAAGUAUGCGGUCAUGGCGGCCAUGCUGUUCAUAUGAAUGAUUGGUUUACUUCCCAGAAGUAUGAUAUUUGUCCGUCGCCUAAUUGUGGUCACGUUUGCACUCCGACCGUAGCACAUCGCAAUUCUGCCCCUUUGACGAAGUGCUAAUUAUGUCUAUCCAUCCAGGGUGUUACUGUUAUUAGUUGGCGAAUUAUCACAUAAACUCACUUAUAAAUUGAACAAGGGAGAAGCUUCAAAUCAAGGCACUUCCGCUCCCCCACACCAUCCCUAUCGUGCCAUCUAAACACCUGAGCAAUCCACACAUCGGCUAUAUGGUGUUAUUCAUACUCACAGUCAUCUGACGUGGUAUCAACUCGCCGCCUAAU
Molecule: messenger RNA, 832 nt
Organism: Perkinsus marinus ATCC 50983
Lineage: Eukaryota; Perkinsozoa; Perkinsida; Perkinsidae
Exons: 5
Biological process (GO): positive regulation of TOR signaling
Source: RefSeq, a predicted model, not a curated record